Messenger RNA from Tachysurus fulvidraco (yellow catfish), 3681 nucleotides. RefSeq names its product leucine rich repeat containing 3B (gene lrrc3b). NCBI's taxonomy places the organism in Eukaryota, Metazoa, Chordata, Actinopteri, Siluriformes, Bagridae. The transcript is spliced from 2 exons. The record is from RefSeq and is a predicted model, not a curated record. The coding region runs from base 604 to 1389 and encodes 261 amino acids. Gene Ontology annotation, molecular function: protein binding.
CUUCAUGAUCCGGGCACAUGCGCUGGCACCUCGAUCAGACGGGAUGCGCGAGCUCUGAAGAUGCUGCGUGAUGCUGAGUGAUUUAUGGAACCCUGGUGAGAACCCUGUGUCGAGCUGAGAGCCUGAACUCACGCGCUCUGUCUUGGGCGUGAACCUACACACACACACGCGCGCGCGCGCACACACGUCGGCGGCACGUUAGAGGGUGUCGAGACAAGACAGGGUUCGGGCAACGCACGCGCCCGUCGGUGCGUUUAAGCGCGCGCCACUCGUAUCAGAAGCCGCCCCUCCUUUUUCUCUCCCCGGCGACGCCGUGCUUGAGCGUCAACAAACACAUUCAAAUAUGUGAAUAAUCAGCGGGCCUUGUCUUCUCUCAUCAGGAUACGACCGUGCAUCCCUUAAGGACUCUGUUUUUGGUACAUCAUUCUCUUAUAUAUACAUAUAUAUGUCAGCGGGAUGCACGCGGCGACCGACUGCUGUUUUAUCGCAGGCCUGAGUGGAGAAUGAGAGUGUGUGGCUCGACGUGACCACUUGUGCCUAUGAGGCUGGCAUGAUUGGUCCGGCUAGCUGGCAGCGGCGGGAUUAUGCUGACGUGCGUCCAGCAUGACUCCGCUGGACCUGUGGCUCUCGCGCUCCAUCCCCAUGUGCCUCCUGCUGCAGAGCCUGGUGCUCAUGGCCCUCUGCUUCCCAUCGGCCAGCAUGUGCCCCAAAGGGUGCGUGUGUCAGCGGUCCGAGUACCCGCCCUAUGGUCUCAACGUAACCUGCAGCCUGGCAGAGCUCAAGGAGAUCCCGACAGACCUGCCUGCAGAUACGGUGCUCCUCCAACUGGAUCGCAACCAAAUCCAUGCUGUGCCUGAGCGCGCCUUUCAGGACCUGAGGAUGUUACGCAGGCUGAACCUGUCCCAUAAUUCAGUGGAGACGCUAGGCGAGAGUGCUUUUGUUGGCCUGGAGUCCUCACUGGAGCUUCUCGACUUGUCACACAAUCGCAUUGUCAGCGUGCACAAGGAUGCAUUCGCACGGCUAAAGGCACGCGUACUGGUGCACGACAACCCAUGGCACUGCGACUGUGCAUUGCAGCAGGCUCUCGGUGGCAUGGCACACAAUCAUGAAGCGGCUGCACGCGUCCUAUGUCGCAGCUCUGAGCUGAGGGACCAGGAGGGACGUCCAUUCCUGGCAGUGGACGCCGAUUUGUGCAACCUGGCCAGGCGCACCACCGACUACGCCAUGCUGGUGACCAUGUUCGGCUGGUUCGCCAUGGUCAUCUCCUAUGUCGUCUACUACGUCAGGCAGAACCAGGAGGAUGCACGGCGCCACCUGGAGUACCUCAAGUCUCUACCGAGCAAACCCAGGAAGCCAGACGAACCAGAGGACAUCAGCACAGUGAUGUGACGUCAUUGUUUACGCCAAUAAGGCCUUGACUAAGCGGGUGGAAAUUAAGGGGCGAAAUUUCUGAUUUCGGAGAGCAAUUCAACCUUAUUCAAGCUAAGACACCAACCAUAGAUGUAGUCUAAUACUUAACAUGUGUCUUCUCUUUUUCCAGUCGUGCAUUACUGCUACAAAGUAUUUAGGUCAGAUUUGUAAUACUUUUCCUAACUCUUCCUGUGUCCACAAGAGAUUUUAACUUUAAAGGUGGCAUUAGUAUAAUAAUUGCUAGCUCUUUAAAAAGGAGAUGGUGUAAAUGUCCUGAUUCAGACAUUGGAACGAGUGGUUUUAUGUUCCAGCUGGUAAAAUGCAAUCAAAAGUACAUAUAAUACUCUACCCAUAUCUAUAAACAGUUGUUAAACACCUUUAUGACCAGUACAGGUAUUUUGGUAUUCCGAUCUCAGGUUUAAAUGUCGAGAUGACUUUUAAAACCCCAAAAGUGUUUUGUUUUGAAUUUCAAUAGGAAACUUAUUCAAGUGGCUUAUUCUUCUAACAAAUGGAUAUACAUGAUAUUGUUCAGGAUGUGGUGUUUAAAAAAAACGCAUGAAAAACAUUUUUGAUUCCCUUUAAACUCCAUAGACUUUAUUAGCUAAUUGAUAAUCAAAGAAGAAAGGGCAUAGCGCUUCGGAAACUGAAAUUUGGACGUUUCUUCCAACCUUCUGAAAAAGGUCAUGUUUACGUAAUCUCCAUUACCUCACUGUUGUUAAUCUGUGCUUGUUGAGCAGUGUAAUCCUAGAGUGUCAAUGUUGAUUUCUUUGUGCUCCAGAGAGCGUUAGCAGUGACACAGAGUCAAUAUUUUUUGUCUUGGGUCUUCACAGGCUGGCAGCCAGGCUCGUUAUUGGUGUCUCUAAUAUCCCUCAUGUAUACAACAGCCAUCAUCAACUUCAUAUUAGCCAUCAAUAUUAUGAACAAAGUGGCUGGAAUGAGUAAUGUGUUUCCAUGAAAUGAAAUGCAAAAACGAAACCUCCGGCUCAGACAACGAUUUCCAUAUUCCUUCCUCCGUUCUGGAGGUGAGACCCGCAUAGUAAUUAUGGGAUGUCAUAAGAAGAACGAUGAGGGCAAUAUGGUCAGUCUGUCUAACAUCAUCCUGUGCGUACAGUAAUUUAACCAGCCAAAUGUGAACAGCUAAUUGCAGCUGUCAGUCCCCUGAUGGGCCAUACUCAAUGCCACCUUAAUGGUCCAGCAAACCAGGAAUCAACAAAUGACACAAUUCUGAUAUAAUAGGUAUAUAACUCAGUUUCCUCCUCUCUACACCCUCAGAAAAUAAGCAUACUAAACUGUACCUUUUCUUGUCACAUUGGUGCUACUUUCCAAGAUACAUCUUUUGUUCAUUUGGUCUAGGUUCUCAUUACCUGGUGGCAAUGGCACAAAUCCAGUUUUUGGCUUUCAUCUAAUGCGGAUUUGAUUGACACAAAAAUUUGAUGUUUUCAAAUCAGACCCAGUUGUGAAUGAGACAAUUGUUGGCUUUUCAUUGACGUUCACUCAGUGAUGAGUGAUGAAUGAAAGCAGCAAGAAAUGUGUGACAUAUUUAAAGAUAUUUCAGGAAAUGAAUUGACUGCUACUGAACCCAAGUAGUUUUUGAAACAAUUGCCUAAGAAAUGGCAAAACAUGGCCCAAAAAAAAUUUACGUGGCUACAAUGCCAAAGAAUCACACUCCCAUAUAAAUACUCUGUGAAUCCCUCCACAGCGCGGUCCCAGCAUCGCUGGCUCCUGUCCCGUACCCACACAUCUCUCGGCACAGCAGUGUCAGUAAUAGCUGCAAAAACAGCCAAAGCUAGCCAUCUGGCUGUUUUUCGCCUUCUCAACCUGAUCACGUGCAGCUGCCGAGCUGUAUCUUGACCCCCCCAAAGCAAAGUGACGCAGGUUUGGGCUACUAGCGUAUUCAUUUCUUGCUUCCACUACGAUAAAAUGUGUCACAAAUAUCACUUUGUUCUAUGUGACGUAUGGGAAUCGAUUAAAAUUGAUGUGUGUUUAAAAACCGUUACAUUUACAUUACCGAUGUGAACCAAAUGUCAACCGUUAUGACAGAUUCAAUCUGAGGAAAAACAUCUCAGAUGUGCAGCGAAGCGUCAAGCGAAUGUAACCUCGAUAAGUAACCUUUACCUAGAAUUCUGCAUGUGGUGUACUAUGUGGAAACUUUAUUCUAAAAAAAAAAAAAUGUAAUUACAGUCCGAGGGGAGCACGGUGGCUUAGUGGUUAGUAUGUUCGCCUCACACCUCCAGGGUUGGGGGUUCGAUUCCCGCGUCCGCCUUGUGUGUG